GCUUCUCAGAGAGUUAACUUCCGUUUGACUGAAGCGACGGAUAGCUCGUUUGGUCUUUCAAGUUAAAUACUUAUUUGUACCCUUAAUCAAUUGAAACCCUCGACCAGGCAGUCAUGUCUAGUCGCGAAACCCACGACAUGAAGCUCCCUCCGAUCCAGUCCACGGCCGGAGCCGUGCCGGUCCGGAAUGAGAAAGGUGAGCUGUCCAUGGAGAAGGUGAAGGUGAAGAGGUACGUGUCGGGUAAACGUCCUGACUAUGCGCCAAUGGAGUCUUCGGAUGAGGAAGAAGAGGACUUUCAGUUUGUUAAGAAGGGAAAGGAAGCAGAGGCCGAGGCGGAGCUGGAGGAAGAGGAUGUCUCCGACCCACGUCUCAAACGCUUGCUCAACCGUGUGUCUGAGGACGUGGAGGAGAGACUCGCUAGACACAGACAGAUCGCAGAGCCUGAAGUUGUGGCCGAGAGCAGCGAGGACUCUGAUGAAGGCACAUGGCACCCUGAGCGGGAGGAGAGUAGCGAGGAAGAAGAGGAGGAAGAGGAAGAAGUGGAUGAUGAAGAAAUUGAGAGGAGGCGACAGAUGAUGCGACAGCGCGCCACUGAACGGAAGAGUGACGACGUAGAGGUGCUGGAGGUGGAGGAGGAAGGGAAGUCGGGGGCUGAGUCAGAGUCCGAGUCUGAAUACGAAGAGUACACAGACAGCGAGGAUGAAGCCGAGCCACGGCUCAAACCUGUCUUCAUUCGCAAGAAGGACAGAGUGACGGUGGCGGAGCGGGAGGCCGAGGAGCUGAGGCAGAAAGAGCUGGAGGUCGAAGCCAAGAAGCAGGUGGAGGAGCGGCGGCGCUACACCCUCAAGAUCGUGGAGGAGGAGGCAAAGAAGGAAUUUGAGGAGAACCGACGCACACUGGCUGCUUUGGAAGGUCUGGACACUGACGGAGAAAAUGAGGAGGAGGAGUACGAAGGCUGGAAAGUCCGAGAGCUGAAACGCAUCAAGAGGGACCGAGAGGCCCGAGAAGUCAUGGAGAAAGAGAAGGCCGAAAUCGAGAGAUUCCACAACCUGACGGAGGAGGAGCGGCGGGCCGAGCUGCGCAACAGCGGCAAGCAAGUCACCAACAAAGCCAGCAAAGGAAAAUACAAGUUCCUGCAGAAGUACUACCACAGAGGAGCCUUCUUCAUGGAUGAGGAGGAGCACGUGUACAAGAGAGAUUUCAGCGCGCCUACUCUGGAGGAUCACUUCAACAAAACCAUCCUCCCCAAAGUCAUGCAGGUCAAGAACUUUGGUCGCUCUGGACGCACCAAGUACACCCACCUGGUGGACCAGGACACGACGUCCUUCGACUCGGCCUGGGCCCAGGAGAGCGCUCAGAACAGCAAGUUCUUCAAGCAGAAGGCGGCCGGCGUGAGGGACGUGUUCGACCGGCCCACAGUGAAGAAGAGGAAGACCUAAGAUGUGACGAAGACUUCAGCUUCAGAGACUGUUCAGAGGCACAGCCUGCGGAGUUUAUCUCCUGGAUUUUUGCUGUGGAAGGAAAGCAGCAAAUAGACUGAUUCCACUGCUUUGAUCAUAUUGAUGAAGAGUUCUUCACCCAGGAAAUAACACCAUGAUUUCAAAUUAUUGUUUCCAAAAACCAGAAUUAAGAUGAAGCAGGUUUUCUAUUUGCAAUUAUACAGAAUCUUCUCUGUAAAAAUGGAAUACACGAUUGACGAAGAUAUUGGUAAAUUCUAUUGUCCUUUUUACAACAGUGAGUUUUUGUAAAAAUCAGCUAGUGUCGACAGUAUGCAUAUCCUUGUACCGACUUCCUGCGUUACCUUUUCGUUUCAAAGUACAGGCAUUGUAACUUGGUUUGCUUGUGUUUAAAUAAAACUAGUUUUUUUUCA
Messenger RNA from Gymnodraco acuticeps, 1870 nucleotides. RefSeq names its product microfibril associated protein 1 (gene mfap1). The transcript is spliced from 8 exons. Lineage: Eukaryota; Metazoa; Chordata; Actinopteri; Perciformes; Bathydraconidae. Gene Ontology annotation, cellular component: U2-type spliceosomal complex. The record is from RefSeq and is a predicted model, not a curated record. Gene Ontology annotation, biological process: mRNA splicing, via spliceosome. Bases 114 to 1439 code for a protein of 441 amino acids. Gene Ontology annotation, molecular function: RNA binding.